Messenger RNA from Penaeus chinensis, 1646 nucleotides. RefSeq names its product hapless 2-like. Lineage: Eukaryota; Metazoa; Arthropoda; Malacostraca; Decapoda; Penaeidae. The record is from RefSeq and is a predicted model, not a curated record. Bases 231 to 1646 code for a protein of 471 amino acids. The transcript is spliced from 4 exons. Gene Ontology annotation, molecular function: protein binding.
AGGAAUGGAAGAGAAAAGAAAAGAGAGAGAGCAAAAAAAUAAAAAUAAAAAAAAACACGAAAAUACAAAACGAAAUACGAGAAUGAGAAUAACCUAAAGCCCCCCUUCUUUUCCUUCCUCUGCCCCCCUCCCACACUGAAGGUCCCCCGUCAUCCCCCGAGCACUGUGAGAUUAUCAACAACACCGCGGAGAACAUCGAGGUCCUCUGCGAACACGGUUUCGACGGAGGGAUGCGGCAGAGUUUCCUAGCGGAGGUGUACGAUGAGGGCGGGUCCUUGCAUCUGAACAGGUCCUCCGACGAGCCCCAGUGGUCCGUGGAGUCCUUGAAGCCCGGGACUAGCUACACCAUUAGGAUCUCCGCCUUCAACGCCAAGGGCAGGUCUCCUACAAUCAUCCUGACGGCGGCCACGCUCAAGGUCGCGGAGCAGAGAGUGGGUGAAAACAAAUCCCUCCUCUCGUCUCCUCUCAUCAUCAUCUUCGUCAGCAUCUUGGGAGUCUUCCUGUUCCUCAUCCUCGUCCUCGUCCUCGUCACCCGCUGGAGGAAGAACAACAACACGGGAGGAACGAGUGGUUCAGCCUCCGUCGUGGCCUCGUCGAAGUCUUCUCCUCCCGUCGAAGGCCAGGCUGGAGGAGGAGGAGGAGGAGGAGGAGGAGGUCUUCAAGAAGCGGGCGAAGGAGGAGGGGAUGACAGACAAGGAGGGAUGGGCAAGGACGAAGGGAUGGAGAAGCAGCAACAGCAGCAGCAACAGCAGAAGGCGAGCAAACCGAAGAAGAAGGUGGUGGUUGUGGAAAACGGGAAGGACCGAGUAGGUCUGGGUGACGUCGCUUCAGGAGAUAUUACGACGUCUAAAGAUGCCUUACUCGGCCGCUACGGGUCCGUGUCCCAGCCCUUGGCCAACGGCUCGGCGGGCUACUACAACAGCUUGGGCAAGACCUCCUUCCCCUCGACCUUCCCCGUUGCCUCUUCCUCCUCCUCCAACAACCCUUCCUCCUCUACCUCUUCCUCCUCCCCCAACAAUCCCUCCUCCUCUUGCUCGUCCUCCACGCUCCCGCGCUCCCUCAGGAUCUCCUCGUCGCCCUCGGGGCCUCUGUCGCUCCACCUGAGCCACACGCCCUUGGCUCCCACGCUCGAGCUCCCCGAGGAGGCGGAGGAUUACGUGGCGCCGCCCUACUCCACCCACCGCUUCUGCGAGACCCUCCCCAGGAACCACGGCCGCCCUCCCCGCCGGGAACUCAUAGACGCCCCGCCCUACCGAGGCGUGGGCGUGGCGGGGAGGACGUCACCCCUGGGCGGAGAGGCCUACAGAGGAAUGGGCGUGGGAGGCUUUUCGAGCGGAAAGGGAGGCGGAAGUGACAGGGUCGUCGAUCCGUACCGCGGCGGGAUGGGCGGUGGGAUGCACGGCGACCCCUUCCGAGGCGGAGGCAUGGGCGGCGGUGCUAAACUAGGACCCGACGUUUACCGGGAUGUCCAUGACCCUUACGGCGUCCUCGGGGGGAACCUGGGAGGAGGAGGCGGAGGGGGAGGAGGAAUGGGGGACACCUACAGAGGAAAAAGCUUCGGUUGUGCUGCAGUUUUCUGUCUUGUGAACACACCAAAGGAAGGAAACGUCAAGGAACUCUGGUGGCAUCAGAGUAUUACUGGAUGA